AUGGUGUCAGUCGCGUCCUUUAUCUCGGCUACUGCUGUAGCGGUGGUUGGGUGCCUUACGACUCAAGUCCAAGCCCACGGUUACAUGCUCAUCCCCUUGACCGAGUUUAAAGGCACAGCGACAGGAGCGUGGAUCGUGCAGAUCUCCCCGCAGUUCAACGCCAACUGGGAAUUCGUCGCUGACGACACAGAACUCAUCGCGCUGUACGUCGAGAAGGCCAAGGAGGCCGGAUACGCCAACAACAUCCGCAAGUUGCUGGACAGCGACACGAACUUGUACGGAGCCGACUGUGGCUUCUCCAACCCGGACGCUAAGCCCAAGGACCCGCCGACGGAUGGCACGGCCACUUUUGAGCGUGGACUUGCUCACCACGGUCCAUGCGAAAUCUGGCUGGAUGACACGAUGGUGCUGCAUAACGACGACUGUGCUAAGGCCUUCAGCGUUGAGGACUACAUGAGCAUCAACGGGUGCAUGUUCCGCUUCUACUGGCUCGCGUUCCAGGGCAGCACGAGCGGCAAAUACGUUUGGCAGAUCUACAAGAACUGCAUCCCUCUGACCGGGCCUGGUGCGGGACAAACGGCCACGGUCACCAACUCGCCAGUGUGGACCAACGCGCCAGCACCCGAGACUGUCCAGGCGACGGUUGCUCCUUUCACUCAGAACCAGGAAACGCAAAACCCAGUGUGGACGGCUACGAACACUCCGAACAGUUAUUCCUUCAACAGUGGGAACCAAGCCACGAACGCGCCGGAGACUGGAGGAGAGGCGCAAAUGUUGACGGGGACGACAGCCCCCUCCUUCUCGUUCUGA
This is a messenger RNA of Phytophthora sojae, 810 nucleotides long. RefSeq lists its product as hypothetical. Lineage: Eukaryota; Oomycota; Peronosporomycetes; Peronosporales; Peronosporaceae. The transcript has 5 exons. Bases 1 to 810 code for a protein of 269 amino acids. The record is from RefSeq and is a predicted model, not a curated record.